CGCCCGGGAGUUUUCUCGAAGAAGACGCGAGGCUAUAAUUCACGACUGUUCGCGAUUGUGCGUGGCCGUUAUCUUGCCGUUAUAAAAUACCGUGGACUUUCAACUUUUCAUUUGAUACUUGGGCGCGCGUUAUCGCGCUAUUGCCGAAUGCCCGGAGAAAGAGUGGUAGGAGGGAAAAUAAAUAACCGGGAAAUAGUAAACGGGGACGAUCUCUUUAACUGGUCCUCAGUACGUUUACUUGUGUUCGCGGAAGAACACGGCUGCUGGUCUUUAACGUCUUAUCAUACGUCGCGACGGAUUCAUUCGCGUUUAGCCCAUAACGUGCGUCAGCUUCUUUCAUUCGAACGAGUCCAAUCGGCUGAUUACGUUCCACGACAACAAGACAAACGAGCGCCCCGUAGACAUGGUCGUUCCCACGGAACAUGCUCUUCACGAGGCGAUACAGGUAUCGCCGCUUGUGCUUUCGGACGACGUGCGGCGGCAAAAGAUCGAGCAGAAAGUGGCGCGGCUGCAAUUUUCGGCCGCGACCGUGAGGAAGAUCCAGGACGUCUUCGUGUCAGAGAUGAACAAGGGGAUUCAUCAGCAGUCGUCAUCGUUGCAAAUGGAAAACACUUACAUUCCGGAACUUCUCGACGGUUCAGAGGAGGGUUUGUAUUUGGCGCUGGAUCUCGGUGGCACGAAUUUUCGGGUGCUUCUUCUGGAACUGGCGCAUGGAAAACCUAUAAGAGAAGAGAUGAAGAUGUUUCACAUCAGCUCCGAUUUGAGGGUUGGUUCGGGGUUUCGUCUGUUCGAUUAUUUGGCCGAAUGUGUCAGUGAUUUCGUCAUCGCGCAGGGUCUUCAGGACGUAGAGCUUCCCCUUGGUUUCACCUUUUCGUUCCCCAUGAUCCAACAUUCCUUGGACAUUGGAAUGCUGGUAACUUGGACGAAAACCUUCAAUUGUCCCGAUGUGAUAAACAAGGAUGCCGUGAGAUUGCUUCGCGAAGCUCUGGCUCGUCGCAGUGAUACCAAAGUGAAGGUCACGGCGAUUUUGAACGACACCACGGGAACGUUGGUUCAAGCAUCCACCGUGGACCCUGAUACAGCAAUCGGACUUAUAUUGGGCACAGGAAGCAACGCCUGUUACCUUGAACGUGCCGAUCGAGUGGAACAUUGGGAGACCGAAAGACACGGAGAACGCGAGGUUAUCAUCGAUAUCGAGUGGGGUGCAUUUGGAGAUAACGGCGUCCUGGACUUCAUCAAGACAGAUUACGAUCGUGAGAACGAUGCGAACUCUCUUAUUGUAAAUUCAUUCACGUUCGAAAAGUAUAUUAGUGGGAAAUACUUAGGCGAGCUCGUGCGAGUAGUACUCGCGAGGUUAACCAAGGAAGGAUUUUUAUUCGUAGGAGAUCACACGCCUGGAUCUCUUCUAAUUCCUGGCAAUCUCACUAGCGAUUUGGUCUCGGAUAUUGAGCAAGAUUCCGUGGACGGUGGUAUCAGCAACACGAAGGAAGUUCUUAGGAAAUUUGGUAUCGUACCCGACGAAGAUGACGCAAAAAUUGUUCAGUAUGUUUGCGAGAUAGUGUCCAAUCGUGCCGCGCUUCUUGUAUCUAUAUGUCUUGCAGUCCUACUGAAACGAAUCGACAAGGAACGCGUAACAAUUGCCGUAGAUGGAUCCCUUUACAAACACCACCCUAGACUGGAAAGUUGGAUUAAACAGUACAUUCCAUUAUUAGCUCCUGAUCAUAAGUUCAAAAUAAUUCACGCCGAGGAUGGAAGCGGAAAGGGUGCUGCACUGGUUGCCGCGAUCGCACAAAGACUUCGCGAAAGAAUAGACUAGUACAAAUUAAAAAUACAAAGUACUCUGGCCUAUAAUAAGUUUUUGUUAGUGGCGUUAAUAAUUCGCACCAGAUCUCUAGUUAAGCCUCUACUAUACAGUACAGCAUUUGCGUAUAUUUUUGUUUAUGUUUUUAAACUUGUUACGUACAAAUUGUUAUGAGAAGAGUGUUGUUACGAUUUCCAAAAUUUCGUUGUUAUUCACCGUGCGAUUAUCCAAAGAGCUAGGGUCGAUACUCUUUGUUUUCGAGUGAUUAGUCCGGCUUGAGAGGCACCUUGUCCGUACAAUGUUUAGAUGUCGUUUACUUUUGCUAGGUAAUCCAUGGAAUACGUUAUUUCUAGAGGGAUUAGCGUGUAAUUCACUCAGAAUGGUGUUCGUACAGAGUUUUUAGAAUUCAUUCUUUCGUCUGAAUGCAAGAAUUAUAUUUUUCACAUUGUUUAAAAUACUCAGAUGAUUCUUUGUAAUUGGUAGACUUGCCUUUUAUUAUUGUUACACAAGCUCGGUUUUAUUUUACACUCGCAUAGGAUGUAUAUACGCACGUUAGGAAACGAAAGUGUUGCUCGCAUCGACACUCAAUCUUUUGUUAAUUCAUCAAGUUCGGUAGUGUUUAGUGGAUCCUUAGCACCUUUUAAGGUAGACACUCACGAAACUUCUAUUACAUGUACGCGGUAAAAGUGAUCUAUUUUGGGCACAACAGAAAAGAGAAUCGCCUGCGAUGGUAAUUAUGUGCUAAUUAUGUAAGGGAAAAAAAAGAUCGAUUACGAAUGGUGUAUGAAAGUGAGUGUUGUUAACAACCUGUUUAUAGUACCGGAUUAAGAAUGAGACAGGAUUGUGGCGUGGACCGCUAAGCAAAGCUAGACUGAGAGCCCGAAGAGUAAAUGCGAAAGUAACGGAAAAGAAAGUGUUAAUGAACGUAUGGAGAUUGUAGAAAAACAAAUACUUGUAAAAUACGUUGUUAUAUCUUGUAAAUGAGCGCCAAGACGUUCGGGUUUUUGUACUAGAGGAACGAGGUUGUUAUAAUAAAAAUUUAAACGAAAA
Molecule: messenger RNA, 2851 nt
Organism: Hylaeus volcanicus
Lineage: Eukaryota; Metazoa; Arthropoda; Insecta; Hymenoptera; Colletidae
Product: hexokinase-2-like
Exons: 10
Coding region: 404-1816 (470 amino acids)
Biological process (GO): intracellular glucose homeostasis; glycolytic process; glucose 6-phosphate metabolic process
Cellular component (GO): cytosol; mitochondrion
Molecular function (GO): D-glucose binding; glucokinase activity; mannokinase activity
Source: RefSeq, a predicted model, not a curated record